AUGGAAUACGGUAAAAGUAUUGAUAGUACCGGUAUUCGAAUCAUGCCGUUUACCGGUAACACCUUUCGCAAAAAUGAUUUUAGUAAUUGUACGAAAGUGUCGAAUAUUUACAUUUCGGUGGAUGGUUGUGUGAAGCUGUACCCAUCAGCACCGAGCGAUACACAUCCAGCAAUGUUGUUGGAGAUGGUGGAAUCGCGCGUGUUGGACCUGGCAGUGGCCAUUGCGUGCUGGUCCGUACUGUGGAUACUUAUUCUAAAAGUCGUUCCCCCAGGCGCCCAGCGGCGCAACCACAUCAUCACGCUGAAUGCGGCGCACGGUGCCGUGUCCACAAUCGCGUCUAUGACAACGCUCUAUUAUGGACUGGUCACCACCACCUCGGUGGCGAUCUCGCUCUCGUACUUUCUCGUGGACCUCGUGGCCAUGGUAUGCUCAGACGGAUUGACGAAUCUUUUAUCGCUCCGACUCUCACGCGUCAUGGACUACGCGCACCACAUAUUCGGGCUGUACUGGGGCGUAGUGCUUUUCGUCAACGAGGCCACCGUGUGCGACGCUUCGUUUGGCAAUCCUUACGUCUGGCUGCAAACAAAUGAGAUAAGCACUGGCUUCUUCAACUGGUACAGACUCACGGACAGCACCAUAGCUGGUAUAUUGUUUAUCAAGUUCUUUUUUUUGUCACGCGUGGCGUUCAACACAGUUUACAUCCUUCCAGUGGUGAUUCGUCGCUGCCAACCGCUGUACGUCUUGGGCUGCUCACCAUUCUUCGUGCUGCAGUAUGUUUGGUUUUACAUGAUUGCGCGCAAGCUACUUUCUAGUUUAUCAAGUAAAAACAAGAAAACAGUAGGUGAUGGCCAUCCACAGCUGAUAGAAAAGAUAAAGAAGGCCUGA
Peronospora farinosa is the source of this 885-nucleotide messenger RNA. The record is from the annotation of a GenBank genome assembly. Lineage: Eukaryota; Oomycota; Peronosporomycetes; Peronosporales; Peronosporaceae.